Dermacentor albipictus is the source of this 1617-nucleotide messenger RNA. RefSeq lists its product as uncharacterized. Gene Ontology annotation, molecular function: transforming growth factor beta binding; serine-type endopeptidase inhibitor activity; receptor antagonist activity. Gene Ontology annotation, biological process: transforming growth factor beta receptor signaling pathway. The record is from RefSeq and is a predicted model, not a curated record. Lineage: Eukaryota; Metazoa; Arthropoda; Arachnida; Ixodida; Ixodidae.
UUUGUUUGCAGCUUAUCCCGGAGGCUUCCAAGCACUACCACCUACAAGACGAUGGCCGCGUUCACCUUAGGCCUGCCACUUUUGCUCUUCGUCGUCGUCGUCAUCAUAUCGUACAUUUUCAUAGAUCCGAGCCAAAAGUUAGGCCAACCAGCCCAAGUGCAAAGCACGCCGUUUCCAGACGUGGAAGAACCGUCGCCGUGCCAGGAAACGCCCGAAUGGCGGGAGUGUGUGCCCUUGCUGCCGAACAGCAGUUACUACUUCGACCCGAAGCGCGUCGACUGCCUGCGCUGGGACUCGCUGCCGAAGGGAUGCCUGAACGACUCCAACGGUUUCGCGGACCUGCAGCAGUGCCAGCAGACGUGCAUCACGGCCCGUACUUCGGGUCUUCAGGCAGAACAAGCGGAACAGAAAUCUGAAGACGAAGCGGUCUACGAUCUCCGCCAGCGAAGCCAGCGCCGGUCUCGCCCUCCCCGAGCAGGUCCAGAGGGAUCCUCGAACGGAACGACGGGCCCAAACCACUGGUUCACCGAGCCAGUCGCAUUAUUUCUUCAGCAACCGAAAAGCACAAAUACUCCCGUCUUCGAAAAGCUGCCUCCGAAGCGCUGUCAGACGGUGAUACUGCAAAAGUGUAACGCUGCUAGCCUGAAACCCAGCGCAGUAUACAAUCCGGCCACGGGCACAUGUUCCCCGUGGGACUAUUCGAAAGGUUGCUACAGGAACACGAAGAUCUUCUUCACCACUGCAGAGUGCCAAGCCGCCUGCUCGCGCUCGGCUUCCGGGCAGCAGGGGCACGACUGCUGGAACCCCGUCGUUGGCGAGGCCUGCGACGAAAGCCUGCAGCAGCUGCAGUAUUUCUUCAAUCCGCUACGCUCGUCAUGCAAGGACUUGACCGACCUGUGCCUGGCGGGCAGAAACCGGUUCCCCAACUACACCGCCUGCGCCGAGACCUGCCUUUCGCGAGGCGACUCUAAUGCCCACCGCCGCCACCAGGAGGCAUCCCGUGGCUAGCGCGAUGACGUCACAAACCGACACCGUGUCUUUUUUGUUUGUUAGUUUUCACCACCGUUGGCUCUGCCGGUACUUUCCCUCGAACCUUAGGGCGCUACAAUUGCACCGCCACAUCAUACGCGAUGUUUAAUCCCACGACCGGCAUGCUCUGAUAUCCGUGCAGUCGCACUUUGGUUCCUACAGUCAAAAGGCAAUUUUAGAUUUAAACUGUUGAAUGUUCCCUGCGGAGCAGUUCUGAUCUAUGACAAGUUUUUUUCUACUUCGGCUAAUUUUUCUGGUAAUAUUUGUGAUUUCAAUAAAGCUGGCAACGUUAAUUCUUAUAGAACUGAUUGCAAAGUAAAACUAUAUGUUUUAUUUGAACUUUCUUCAUGGCUCAUGGUGCUUUGAGAAACCUUUACAUGGAUGUAGAUUUGCAGUGCCUUUACAUCAACAGUUAUUUUUGUCACCAGCAGAGGCAGACGGAGUGUGAUAUUGACUAAAGAAUAGUGGGUUCUCUUAUACGCAGUUGAUAGUGGCAAUAGUGAUGUCGUGUUCUAGCUAGUCUACGCUAUUACGCACUUUUAACAUUGUUUACGCACUCGUAGAAAGUGUUCUUGGCUAUAGAUCAGU